AUGGAAACUCAAAAAGGCCUUCACCGAAAGAAAAAAUCAAAAACAAAGACUGCCGCCCCAAAAAAAGCAAAAAGAUUGGUUAUUUUAGAGCCAAAUGCUAAAACAAAUCCAAGUUCCCCACAGCCAGAGCCUUUAAAAUUAAAUUGUCUGAAUUACCAAAAUACCCUAAAUCACCAUUCUAAGACCCCGAUUUUUACUUCAAAAGAAGAAAUGAACGCUGCGAUACAAAAACAUUUGCAUCAUGACGAUAUUCACCCAUUAAACUUUCUGCCGAAGUCUCCUUCAUUAAUCUCAAUUUCGAGUAAUUUAAGAGCAAAUUCUCCUUCAAGCCCUAAUAGUGCUACCCUUAGAUUUAUGAAUUUUGGAGAUUUUAAAGACCCAUUAUGAAGUUCACGGUCUGCUUAUCGACAAAAACUCGGACACGACUCAAAAAAUAAUUUUUCUGGGAAAGUGUGUGAAGCACCAAUCAGUCCACAUCAUGAGAAGAUUGAAAAUUUUAUUCCUUUAUAGAAAUAAUCUUUUUAUAAUAAAUAUUUAGUCUAUAUAUUAUUUUCACUGUUAUUUAAUAUAUGGAAAUUUAUUAUGAAUCUUAUAAUUUGAAUUUAUAGAUUUAGAGACUUUAUUUGCAAUAUUAAUAGUAUAUAAGUUCACUGGACAAAGAAAGCACAAAAGACUUGAAAAGCCAAUUUAAGCAGACCAAAACUGAUUUGGAAGACUUAAUAAAAGGACUGAAGCAUAUCACCAAAAUGGAUACAGACGAAAUACUUUGAAAACGUAGAAUAAGAAGACUUAACCAGAGGUACCAUAACGUAGAAAAAGAUAUUACGAUUAAAGAAAUAAAAAAAAUUACUAGCAAGUGGAGAAGGCAACUCAAAACUUGGGAUAUCUAG
Molecule: messenger RNA, 890 nt
Organism: Blepharisma stoltei
Lineage: Eukaryota; Ciliophora; Heterotrichea; Heterotrichida; Blepharismidae
Source: the annotation of a GenBank genome assembly